Cadophora gregata is the source of this 189-nucleotide messenger RNA. RefSeq lists its product as uncharacterized. The record is from RefSeq and is a predicted model, not a curated record. NCBI's taxonomy places the organism in Eukaryota, Fungi, Ascomycota, Leotiomycetes, Helotiales, Ploettnerulaceae. The coding region runs from base 1 to 189 and encodes 62 amino acids. The transcript has a single exon.
AUGCGCGCCUCGCUCCCUGUCCUCGUUUCUCUCCUCUUUGCCAGCACCGCAUGUGCGCGAGUCAUUCCCGCCUGGAUGAUGAAAGAUGCUCCUGUGUCCGUCAACAUCCGCGACAUUGACGAUUCCACUAUUAUCCGCCAUGCCCCCGAGAGCAGCUUCGAGCGCAGGAUUGAUGAUAGGUUGGAGUAG